AUUAUUGUAAUGUAUUGAUAAAGUCUUGUUUUUUCUGCUGGGAUCUCUUUAUGGUGAACGAAAAGCAUAUUACAGCGAGUAACCCAUAAAUCAUCAGGCCCAGUGACACCUGAGUGCAGGGUCACAAUUAUCGACAGGAAGUUGAUGAGACAAGAGAACAACAUCAUUACAAGUUCAACAUUACAAUAUAAAUAUAUUGGAAAUUUUUAUCGUAAGGAUGGCUAGCAAAUAUAACAUCACAAUUGACAACAAAGAUGGUGGAAGUAUUAUAAUGGGUGAUCAAAAUCAAGUUGAUAUUGGCGCUGGCGGACGCGUGGAACGUGUUAGACCAAGAAAUGAAGCUUUUGCAGUUCCAAAACAACCAGUUGGUUAUGAAAAUGUUGGUGGCAGUAGUUUUAUCCCGUCGAUGAAGCAUAAGAUCACACAAGGAUUUGCUUUAAUUCUCCAUAAUCAAUACUUUCUCAAUGACAAGACACCAGACCGUGUGGGUUCUGAAAAAGAUGUUGAAGAAAUAAAGAAAUUCUGCAAAACUGCAGGAUUGGAUAUUAAUGACACUGAUCGAGAAACAGAAAACUUAAAAGCGUCUGAAAUGGAAAAUCUUUGUAGUGAGAUUUCGAAACGAGACUUCAGUCGUUAUGAUGGCUUUGUUUGCUUCAUUUUAAGUCAUGGUGAUGAAAAUGGAAUUUAUGGAGUUGACGACGAAAUCAUCAGCAUUCAGAAAAUUGUAUCAAUGUUCAGAGAUUGUACUGGCCUAGCUGGAAAACCAAAAUUAUUUUUUGUCCAAGCUUGCAGAGGUAAAAAUAAAGACAUGGGGAUCUCCAUUGAUGCAGACAGCCGUCCUGUCAACCUACCCAAAAUUCCCCUGGUACUGCCAACCAAGUCAGAUGUACUUAUUGCACAUUCCACAAUGGAGGGAUAUGAAUCUUACAGAAAUCGCCUGCAUGGUUCUUGGUUCAUCAUAACCUUGAUGGAAGAACUGCAAUCACAUGCUCAUCACAUGCAUAUAAUGGAUAUUUUGACAAUUGUUAAUAAUGCAAUUUCUGGUUAUAAGACACCUGAAGAUCAUAAACAAAUGCCAUGUCAGUUAACAACAUUGACAAAGUUUGUGUACUUCAAAUAUCCAGCACCAUUAAUUUAGGGAUUUUUUAAAUUUGAAUCCUGCUUCUCAAAUAUCCAAUCAAUCUUAGCCUAAUUUCUACACAAUUUCAUCUAUUUUUAAUCAACACCUUAAUAUAAUAUUUGUCCAAAAACAUUUGCAUUACCUUAGGAAUGCCUGGUCUGGCCAUCCAGCCUAUCUAUUAGCAGUGAAAAGCUGUUUUUCAGGAUUGUUAAAAGUAGAAUCUAAUUCAUACUGUUAGCGGUCAUGCAAUUAUACAACGUAAUGUAAAUAUUACACAUUCAUGUCAUAAAUUUUUAAUGUUUCAAUUUAUUAA
Xenia sp. Carnegie-2017 is the source of this 1433-nucleotide messenger RNA. Its product is annotated as caspase-3-like. Gene Ontology annotation, biological process: proteolysis. Bases 218 to 1138 code for a protein of 306 amino acids. Lineage: Eukaryota; Metazoa; Cnidaria; Anthozoa; Malacalcyonacea; Xeniidae. Gene Ontology annotation, molecular function: cysteine-type endopeptidase activity. The record is from RefSeq and is a predicted model, not a curated record. The transcript has 3 exons.